CUACCUUAAUUUUGGAGGAUAUUGUAAAUCUGCGAGAUCCAAUUUUCCAAGAAAGAGACACUACACCGUCUGAAGUUUUGAUUGUUUCAAACAAUACUGUUGAAGAAACCAAUUUAGACUUUGAUCCGGAAUGUCUU
Racocetra persica is the source of this 137-nucleotide messenger RNA. The record is from the annotation of a GenBank genome assembly. NCBI's taxonomy places the organism in Eukaryota, Fungi, Glomeromycota, Glomeromycetes, Diversisporales, Gigasporaceae.